Messenger RNA from Acanthamoeba castellanii str. Neff, 1167 nucleotides. Its product is annotated as actinrelated protein 2, putative. Lineage: Eukaryota; Discosea; Longamoebia; Acanthamoebidae. Gene Ontology annotation, molecular function: actin filament binding. Gene Ontology annotation, cellular component: actin cortical patch; Arp2/3 protein complex. The record is from RefSeq and is a predicted model, not a curated record. The transcript has 4 exons. Gene Ontology annotation, biological process: Arp2/3 complex-mediated actin nucleation. The coding region runs from base 1 to 1167 and encodes 388 amino acids.
AUGACCGACUCGUCGAAGGUGAUCGUGUGCGACAACGGCACGGGAUUCGUGAAGUGCGGCUUCGCCGGCUCCAACUUCCCGGCCUCCAUCUUCCCCUCGAUGGUGGGCAGGCCCAUCCUGCGUUCCGAGGAGAAGUUCGACAACGUCGAGAUCAAGGACAUCAUGGUCGGCGACGAGGCCUCCAAGCUCAGGUCCAUGCUCCAGAUCACCUACCCGCUCGACAACGGUAUCGUCCGCAACUGGGAGGAUGCUGAGCACGUCUGGAACUACACCUUCUUCGAGAAGCUGAAGGUGGACCCCAAGGACUGCAAGAUCCUGCUCACUGAGCCGCCCAUGAACCCCCUCGCCAACCGCGAGAAGAUGGUCCAGGUCAUGUUCGAGAAGUACGGCUUCAAGGCCGCCUACAUCGCCAUUCAGGCUGUCUUGACCCUCUACGCCCAGGGUCUGCUUACUGGUGUGGUCGUCGAUUCGGGUGACGGUGUGACCCACAUCGUGCCCGUGUACGAGGGCUUCUCGCUGCCCCACUUGACCCGUCGUCUCAACGUCGCCGGUCGUGACGUCACUCGCUACCUCAUCAAGCUUCUCCUCCUCCGCGGCUAUGUCUUCAACAGGACUGCCGAUUUCGAGACCGUCCGUCAGAUCAAGGAGAAGUUCUGCUACGUCGGUUACGACCUCGAGCUUGAGAAGCGUCUGGCCCUCGAGACUACCACCCUCGUCGAGAAGUACACCCUGCCCGACGGUCGCGUGAUCCGCAUCGGUGCCGAGCGAUUCGAGGCUCCCGAGUGCAUGUUCAACCCCGCGCUCGUCGAUCAGGAGAGCGUCGGCGUUGGCGAGCUCGUCUUCGACUGCAUCAACAAGGCCGAUAUCGACACCCGUGCCGAGUUCUACAACCACAUCGUGCUCUCCGGCGGUUCGACGAUGUACCCCGGCCUCCCCUCGCGUCUCGAGAAGGAGAUCAAGCGCCUCUACUUCGAGCGCGUGGCCAAGGGCAACAAGGUCUCGAUGCAGAAGUUCAAGUGCCGCAUCGAGGACCCGCCGCGCAGGAAGCACAUGGUGUUCCUCGGCGGUGCCGUGCUCGCCGAGAUCAUGAAGGACAAGACCGCCUUCUGGAUGAACAAGUCCGAGUACGAGGAGCAGGGCCCUCGCGUCCUCCGCAAGUGCUUCUAA